Notechis scutatus (mainland tiger snake) is the source of this 593-nucleotide messenger RNA. Lineage: Eukaryota; Metazoa; Chordata; Lepidosauria; Squamata; Elapidae. The record is from RefSeq and is a predicted model, not a curated record.
CUUCCCACCCACCCACCCCACCCCGGCCUAGAUCAUCGUCCUGACUUUUGGCAAGUUUGACGUGGAGUUCGACACCUACUGCCGCUACGACUACGUGGCCGUCUUCAACGGCAGGGAGCAAGACGACUCGCGCCGCGCGGGCAAGUUCUGUGGCGACAAGUCGCCCAGCUCCAUCCGCUCGGAUGGCAACGAGCUUCUGGUCCAGUUCGUCUCGGAUCUCAGCGUCACGGCCGACGGGUUCUCGGCUUCGUACGUGAUGAAAAGCCGCGACGAGCCGGAAAGCGCCACCAAGGCCCAGCCGGUCAUCCCGGUGUUCCCCGGCUCCAAACCCACGCAGAGCAGCGGGAAGCCUGCGCCCCCCGCUAAGGCCGACCCCCCCAGCAAACCCGCAGGCCGACCCAAGCCGGCUCCGCGCCCCAAACCGACAGCCCGAGCUCGUCCCGAUACCGUAGGCCCCACAGAACCCCCUGCAGGUGAGACCACCUGCCCGCAACGCUGCAAACGGACGGGGACCCUGCAGUCCAACUUCUGCGCCAGCGACUUUGGUGAGCUGCCCUUCCCUUCCCCGGUGGGGGGAGACACCCCACCCCCCC